AGACAGCUUACGAGGAAGACGUGUUUUGAUCAAGAGCUAUUGUGUACUCCGCUGCGGUCGACAAGUGUGAACGAUGUCAUACGUAUAUGUGUAAUAUACUUUCCAUAUCGAAACGAGUAUAUAAACAAGUUGGUGUAGGUCUUUAUUGGCUUCAGUUACAUCGUAGAGAAAUUUACAGCCAGUAAGAAUUUCAUCAGCAGUUGAGCCAUUCAUAUCAUGGAAGGACUGAAGUAUAUUUUCAUAAUUUCUUUGUUACAAACUUCUAUCUAUGCGCAAGAUCCGAUAAUUGAUACUACCACUGGGAAGAUUAAAGGAUCAAACAUUUCAGUUCAGAAUGUUAAUCUUGAUGUAUUUCUUGGAAUACCAUUUGCUAAACCUCCUGUGGGUAAUCUAAGAUUUAGAAGACCGGAACCAAUUGAAAGGUGGAGUGGCAUAAAAGACACCAAGGAACAUGUUUCGGCGUGUGUACAACAAGUACAGGGAGGUAUUGGUGGUGAAAGUUUAUGGAAUCUAAAAACUAAUAUAAGUGAAGAUUGUCUUUAUUUGAACAUUUGGGCACCGACAGAAUCACGGAAGUCUCGUUCCAAUUUAACCACGAUGAUUUGGAUACAUGGAGGUGCAUUUGUUUCAGGCUCAAGUACGCUGGAAAUAUAUGAUGGAAAAUGGUUAGCUACCAGUCAAAAUAUUAUCGUUGCAUCAUUAAAUUACAGACUAGGUCCCUUUGGUUUCCUUUCCUUAAAUGACGAGCGUGCUCCGGGUAAUAUGGGACUGCUUGAUCAAAACCUCGCUAUAAAGUGGAUUCGCGAUAAUAUUGCAUCUUUCGGAGGAGACCCUGAUAGCCUGACACUAUUUGGACAUAGUGCUGGUUCAGCAUCUGUUGGUUUUCAUACUAUUUCCCCACUUUCUCGGAAGCUUUUCAAGAAUGCUAUCAUGAUGAGUGGGUCAACUACCUCCCCCUGGGCAAUUAGAUCAAUAGAUAGAAACAUUGAUAGAGCAAAAGCAAUGGCUUUUGCUCUUAAAUGUCCAAUGGGUAACACUAAAGCGAUGAUAGAUUGCUUUUUAGAAGCUGAUGCUAAAAAACUUGCUGAAGCCCAAUCUUUCAAUUUAGAUGACUACUUAAAAGUUACUUUCACUCCUGUUGUCGAUAAUUACUUCCUAUCAGGAAAUCUAAGUGAAAUUCUGAACGAUAAAACCGUGAAAAAAGAUGUGCUAACUGGUUUUGUCGAAAAUGAAGGAAGUGUUUUUCUUCUAGUGGCAUUUCCCAAAGAAUUACCAAUAAAAGGGAAUGCGCAGAUAGGAACAGAUACUGCACAUAAAUUAAUAAAAAGUGUUACUGAGCCAACAAAUCUAAAUUCUCUGCAAAUGGAUGUCAUCACAUAUCUUUAUGGUUCUCGUGUUUUCUCCUUUCCUGAAACUGAAAAAUACAGAUACAUAAUAGAGCAAGUAGCAGGAGAUACAGCAUUUAAGUGUCCUGCCUUCAAAUUUGCCGAGCAGUUCAGCAGUCAUUCCAACGUCUACAUGUAUUCUUUCGAGUUUCGAUCGCGAUUAAAUCUCUGGCCGAAAUGGUUGGGUGUAGUGCAUGGAUAUGAUGUUAUAUUCGCGUUUGCGCGCCCGUUACCUAAAAAAGAUUAUGCAGAUGAAGAUAAAAUAGUAACAGAACGAAUGUCAAGCUUUUUUGUUAACUUUUCUAAAUCAGGUAAUCCUAACAAUGGAGAUUGCUCUGAUUGCUCCAAUGAUCCAUGGCCCAAGUUCACACCCAAAAGGGAGAUAUAUGUUGUGAUUGAUGAUAAAGCAAAGGUUGAGACGAAAGAGAAUUACAUGAAUAAUAUAUGCGGUUUGUGGACAGAUCUUCUCCCCAAAAUGAACAAACACCCUAUUUGUCCAGUACCAACAAGCGGAUCACAGAAUAUCUGGACAUUCCAGGGAAGAAUUCUGACCUAUUUUACAUCAAUUUCUUUCUCUUUGUUAUUGUUUUGGAACUUUUUGCUUAAAUGCUGAGUUAAUCUCUGAACAUUCCAGGGAAGAAUUCUGACCUAUUUCACAUCAAUUUCUUUCUCUUUGAUAUUGUUUUGGAACUUUUUGCUUAAAGGCUGAGUUAAUCACAUCACUCUAUAUUGACAUUGCCGUGUUAUCUAAUUAAUAAAAUCAUUUUAUCUUU
Messenger RNA from Octopus bimaculoides (California two-spot octopus), 2158 nucleotides. RefSeq names its product acetylcholinesterase. The record is from RefSeq and is a predicted model, not a curated record. Gene Ontology annotation, molecular function: cholinesterase activity. Lineage: Eukaryota; Metazoa; Mollusca; Cephalopoda; Octopoda; Octopodidae.